This is a messenger RNA of Ictalurus furcatus (blue catfish), 616 nucleotides long. It is a transcript of the gene dynlt2b, whose product is annotated as dynein light chain Tctex-type 2B. Gene Ontology annotation, molecular function: dynein intermediate chain binding. The transcript has 6 exons. The coding region runs from base 63 to 437 and encodes 124 amino acids. NCBI's taxonomy places the organism in Eukaryota, Metazoa, Chordata, Actinopteri, Siluriformes, Ictaluridae. Gene Ontology annotation, biological process: microtubule-based movement. Gene Ontology annotation, cellular component: cytoplasm; cytoplasmic dynein complex. The record is from RefSeq and is a predicted model, not a curated record.
CGGAAGUGAAAGUCUGGCAGUUGUUAUAGUAACGGCGGUGUGUAUACGUUUCGGUUUUAAUAAUGAUGGGGUCAGAGCAGGGUGCCAACACUUUUCUCAUCAGACCGAAUUAUCAACACAAGUUCAGGGCGUCGGUGGUGAGGGAGUGUAUUAGAGAGAUCCUGAGAGAGAAUUUAUCAGGAGUUCAGUAUGAUCCUGAGGAAACACCGUCACUCACACGAACGCUUGCUGAAGCUAUUAAACACCAUGUUAAAGGUCUGGGUUUGGACAGAUACAAACUGGUGGUGCAGGUGAUGAUUGGAGAACAGAGAGGACAGGGUGUGAAGAUGACGUCUCGCUGUUUCUGGGAUUCGGACACUGACGGCUAUGCUAAAGAAGUUUACAUUAAUGACAGUAUGGUGUGUGUGGCUGCUGUAUUUGGAGUUUAUUAUUACUGACACAGCAGGGCUCUAUGUGAUAUCUGGCAACGCCGAGUUUAAAUGAAGUAAAUGUGCUGUGUAUGAAGAGUUGGUGAAGAGAGAGCAGCAGCGUACUGUAUGUUUACAGACUGAACAGGUCUUACUCUUGAUUAUGAUUGGUGAGGAAUUAUUUAAUAAAGAAGUUUGAAUUAAACCCA